This is a messenger RNA of Fulvia fulva, 2082 nucleotides long. Its product is annotated as Transgelin. Lineage: Eukaryota; Fungi; Ascomycota; Dothideomycetes; Mycosphaerellales; Mycosphaerellaceae. The transcript has a single exon. Gene Ontology annotation, molecular function: protein binding. Bases 1 to 2082 code for a protein of 693 amino acids. The record is from RefSeq and is a predicted model, not a curated record.
AUGGCAUCUGUCUCAAACCUCGACCAGGAUGUCAGGAACCUCAGACUGUCGCGAUACACACCGCAGGCUGCCAAUGAGGCCCGCGUAUGGGUGGAGAACACUUUGGGUACAUCUCUACCAAGUGGCGACCUGCUCGAUGCGCUGGAAGAUGGUGUUGCACUAUGCAAACUGGCGAAUCUGGCAAUCCAACCACAACAUGGCGCGAUCAAGUUCAAGGCCAGCGGGAUGCCCUUCAUCCAGAUGGAGAACAUCAGCCACUUCCUCAAGGCUUGCGAGAUGCCGCCGCUCAACAUGCCAGCUCACGACCGCUUCCUGACUGUCGACCUGUUCGAGCAAAAGGACCCUGCCCAGGUGCUGCAAUGUCUUGGGGCCUUCAGUAGACAGGCGCACAAGAUCAACCCAUCCCGCUUUCCGACUACACUUGGUGCGAAGAAGACUGCUCCUGGUAUCGCGCCAUCUGUCACGGGUACUGGCUAUACAAAUGGAGGCAGCUUCCGACGACCGGCAAGUCCGACGAAGCCAUCUGCAGCCAUGCCCGCAACAGCUCGUGCUAUGAGUCCUUCCUACACCGGCGGAUCUCAGAGCUCCCAAAGCUCGGCAAAAUCGCCGAGUGGCCCUGUUAGUAGCUGGAGCAAGAGAAGUGAUGAGGGAUCAACUGCACCAGCCUGGAACAUCCAUCAAUACGGCUACAUGGGCGGAGCGUCACAAGGUAACCAGGGCAUCAGCUUUGGCGCGAGGCGACAGAUUACUAGUCAGGCGCCUUCAGUGCCGAGCUUAGCCGAGAAGGAGAAGCUUCGCAAGGAGAAAGAGGCCGAAGCGGAACGUCAGAGACAACAGCAGGCUGAAGAUCAGGAGCGAGCGAGAAGGACUGCGGAAGAAGAGGAGCGUCAGGCACAAAUUGAUGAGGAGAGAAGGUGGGAAGAGGAGACGAGGAAGCAAAGGGAAGCAGAACGCAGGCGUUUGGACGACCAGAAGCGGGAGUGGGAAGAGCAGGAAAGACGAUGGAAAGAAGAAGAGGAAGUAAGGAGGCGAGAGGAUGCUGCGUUACAAGCCAGCAUGUCUGUGAAGAAGCCACCGGAGAAGCCAAGGGUUCCGAGCUCAGGUAUACUGCGAGGUCAGACAUUAGCCGAAUACCAGAAAGAGCAGGCAGCGCUGGCGAGAAGUACCGAUGGAUCAGCAGAGCCGGUCGAAACACUUGAACAGAAGCGCGUGAAAGAGCUUGAGAGGCAGCUUGAAGAAGCACGAGAGAGAGAAAGACAGUACCAAGCCGAGCGCGAGGAACGAUUACGCAGAGAAGGUUCAAAGGACGGCUCUCGCCCAAGCACAGCUGAGGCGUCAAGACCAGAAAGCUCACACGAGAGCGAGGUCAGCUGGGCGGGCGAUGAGCGAGAUUAUCUUCGAAAGCAAUGGCAAGACAACCAGUCCUCUAGGCCAACAUCCUCAGCUCAAGUCGGAGUGGGAGCCCAAAGACCUCUUCCAUCAGAACCGAAGGAAGCACCAAACCUACCACAACGAACAUUGCCCGACCCAGCUCCAGAAGAACCAGAAGGCGCUGCCGCACCACCUCCCUCUCUGCCACUGAGAACACAGCCCAUCAACAACUCCCCCUUCGCCUCGCGACCACACCCAAAACCAGCUCCGAUCCCAGAACCUCACGAACCAGAACAACGCAAACCCAACCGAACCGAUCACUUCCUUUCCUCAAGCACGGCCCCCUCCGCCACCACUCUGCGCAUCUCCUCCGCCCAAGAAGCCGGCGACACCUCUCUCGAACAGUCCCAACUGCGCGACUCCCGCAUCGCCUCCCAGCAAAAGACCAAAGCUGGCGGCUGGGCGAGUAAGUCUCUCCUCGAACGCGAAAUGGAGCGCGAGCGCGAAAGGCAGAAGGAGUGGGAGACGAAUCAGCAAGCGAGCAAAUCUGCGACGAGGGAUACGACGCAGGGGACUGGUGAGGGACAGAGCUGGGAUGUGAAUCAGUACGGGUUUGUUGGCGGUGAUAGUCAGAAUCGAGGCAGCAGUGUGGGUAGUGGGAUUAAUUUUGGGGGCAGGAGACAGAUCACUGGUCCGAGGCCUAUGAAGUGA